This is a messenger RNA of Xyrichtys novacula (pearly razorfish), 9748 nucleotides long. Lineage: Eukaryota; Metazoa; Chordata; Actinopteri; Labriformes; Labridae. The record is from the annotation of a GenBank genome assembly.
AUGGAGGGUAUUCUAUACAAAUGGACUAAUUACAUGACAGGUGAGCCGUGUUUCUAUCCGUCUCAUUGUCUUUUAGCUUGUCAAGCUUACUGACUAUUCGUAGACAUUGACACUUAUUGCCGAGUUAUGUUGUUAGCUGUUGGAAAUCCUUCAUUAACUACCGAAUAUAACCGAGUUAGCUGCGGCUAUCAACUAAUGGAAGAUAGACAUGACAUGUCGGCCGUAUGGACGCUGUAUUCUUAUAGUUAUUUUGGUUAUUCGGGCUAAUCAUUGAUUUACAAUUUUCAUAAUCAAAAGCUCAAAUGUGUCAUCAGCAUUAGAUAUUCAUAGCAUCCUGUUACAGUCUUUACAACUUACACUGAGCAGCAACAAUAUAAGACAAUUUGAUAUAAACCAACCCAAAAGCUGUACCAUAAAUCCUACUUCCAGGAAGCUUCUGCAUCCUCAGUGUUUGUUGACAUCUUCACAAAGGUGAUAAUUAAUCUUUAACCAGCUUUUGAUGUUGUAGGUGUUGGUGGUGUGCAUUGAACUCCACUCAUAUUUGUUAAAUAUCAAUGAUAAACUUUUCACUUGCCUGAUCAUGCCAACAAAACUUAAACAUGUAGAAACUUAAUAAAAGUCAAAUCUAUACUAGAGCUGUUGUAUUGAAAUGCAUGCCCAGGUGUUCAUCACAUCAUGGUUUAUUUGUGUACUUAACAUGUAGUUUGCUUUGACAAAGGCAUUCAGUUGUGUGUUCUGAUGAAGUAGUAUUCAUAGUAACACAAAUAUAGAACCACAUCCUGUAACACGUGAAAAGAGGCGCAUAGUCUAGGUAUUAUUGUGGCAUUUGACCUUAAUAAUUGUAAGACAACAUGUCUAUAAAUAAUAGUGGUGGAGGACAAAACACUCUGCUGAAGCCUAUUACCAUAACCUGCUCUCCCCGAGUCAUCUGUGUAUGAGAUGAGAGUCAUGUGAACAGGCUGAAAUGGAUCAGGUGGAAAUUCCCCUACUUUUUUACUGCACAAUGAAGAAACCAUUUAUCAUGUCAACUAUAGAGCUAAAAUGCCAGCAAGGUUUAUGGUGGUUAUGUAGCAUCAGAGCUUAUGUAGCAUAGUAAAAAACAUCCACAUUUUAUGAGCAAUAAAGAGGAUGUUUUGCAAAAGUAUAUGAGUUACUAACAAAGUUUGCUUGGGAUUAAUGUGACAGUGUUGAGUUUUUCUUUAAAUAUAAUCAAAAAUUGUACAAGCUGCAAAUUUUAACUGAUAAAAUGAGUGAGAAUACAGCAUAAAAAUGAAGUCCUGUAGAUCUGGGGAUGCUCUGGCCUUGUUGGCCUGUUGUUCUCCACAUUUAAGAAAGCAGUACAGAUGAGAAUAAAUUUAUCAUCAUGAUAUUCUUCUUUUUAGUUAAAAUACAAUUGAAUGACAUGUACAGAAAUAGUGUCAUAUAUUGAUCUUUAUACCUUUGUAAUUUCAAAAAUAUCAAUCCUUAAUAUUCACAGGAAAUGCCAAGCAGUGUUUAAUAGUGGUUUGAUAGUUGAGGCUUGAAUUUGAGUGAAUAUUCAAUUGAAAUAGUAAGGUAUUUGUUAACUUGCUAUUCAUCUACAUUGGAAAAUCUAGAUACAAGAUUUAAAUUCCUUUAAAUAAAGUCUAAUUCUAAAGCCUCUCAAUUGUGACUUUAAGUUUAUUUCCACUCAUUUCUGUGACAAUAAUAUUGAAGUGUUGGACUGUAAAAUAACAGGUUUGUACACUUCACCUAUUGUGAAAGGUUACACAGGUAUUGUAGACAUGCAUUGUUCUUGAGCACCUUAAAACUCCACCCAAACACCAAAGAAAAUAUUGCUGAAGUUUUAAGUUUAGCUUUUGUCCUCAGGUUGGCAGCCACGCUGGUUCGUCUUAGAGAAUGGAGUCAUCUCAUACUAUGACAGCGAGGAUGAUGUCGGUAAAGGAAGUAAAGGAUCCAUCAAGAUGUCUGUGUGUGAUAUCAAAGGUUGGACAGCAGUUUUAAAUGCCUCAUGUGCCCUUAUUUGUGGUCCAUGCUAUUUUUCUAUACUCUGUCACUUAACCCUUUAAACAUUUAAAUUUUGCAGUCCAUCCAACGGAUCCAACUCGUUUGGAGUUGAUCAUCCCUGGAGAACAGCAUUUCUAUGUCCGAGCUGUGAACGCUGCAGAGAGACAGAGGUGGCUGGUGGCUUUGGGCUCGUCCAAAGCUGGAACAUUAGAAAGCCACAAACACAAAGGUACACCAAGUUUUUUUCGUUUUUUUCCAUAUAUCUGUCUGCCCACCGCACAUGCACUUUUUGACAGAGCUCAGUAUGUGAGAAUGUCAUUUUUUUUAAACUAUAAACAUAAAACAAAACUAUAAGUUGACCAAAAAAAGUAGUUUUAGCUCAAGCAGCCAAGGAAUUGUAAAAAUGAUCAGCUGUUGGAUGCUGUUUUGUUUGUGUUUCUGAAUCAUCACAGAUGAAAAACUACAUUUACCUCAUUUGAGCAUUUUAGAUAUUUGAGCUGUGUGUGUGUGUGUGUGUGUGUGUGUGUGUGUGUGUGUGUGUGUUUGUGUGUGUGUGUGUUUGUGUGUGUGUGUGUGUGUUUGUGUGUGUGUUUGUGUCACCAGGUCCUGACUGCCUUAAGACGAAGAUGUCUGAACUUCGCCUGUACUGUGAUCUCCUCGUCCAGCAGGUCCAAACCAUCCAAUUACAACACACUGCAGACAUAGAGGCCCCGCCCACCUCAGAGGUAUCAGUCUUCUUGUUUUUAUUUCAAUUUUUUUUUUUCAUAUUUUCUUUUUCUUACACAAAGAUGAACACGUGAAUUAAGGAUUUUUUAAUGUAUGCCACUUUUUGGUCUGUGUCGUUUCAGCAGUGAAAGAACAGUCAGAUACUGCUCAGGUUUUAGUCAGAUCUAAUUCCUUUUUUUUUUUUAAAUCUGAAUAGUAUUUGUUUCAGUAAACAGGAUUAGAAAUAGACUAUCAGCUCUGAGGACCUAACCUCCCUCAAUAAACAGCCAGAGUUCUCACAUAUUUAAUGUUAAACACAGGUAGUUAGACAUGUGUUUGUUAUGCAGUUGCAGAUAAUUACUCUCUAUAUCUUUAGGCCUCUCUGCUCAGUGCGACCUGUGCAACCUUCAUCAGGACACUGGAAGAGUGUAUGAGCCUGGCUAACCAGAGUUUGACUCCUGACCUCCGCCCUCCUGAAAGGGUAACAACACUUCUUCCAGCAAAUUCAGAAAAUAUUAAAGGGCUAUUCUGGCGUAGAAUUAAUUUAUGGUCAAACACACCGUAACACCAAGUUAGACACCCCCUCGAGUGAUGAAUGUUGCCGACCGCUUGCUUCUGAAGUUAUACCAAAUUUAGGAAUGACCACACAAUAGCAAUACACAGCGGUCUGAGGAGCCAUAAACAAACCUCAACCAAAAAGCCACUCUAUAGCCACAAAUAAUGCUCAGAACAGCACCUAACUUCAUCAACAGUACAUAUAGAGUCCCAGCCAUAGUACUAGCCAUCAAACAUCCUUUUAACUUUGUCUAAUUUCUUUAGCAAAGAGACUAAACACAACUCACCUACUCUCUUCCAGCAGCCGCUUGUUUGUAGCGAGACCUGAGGCCAGUCCAUUACGGACUGCAGCGGGGUGACGCAGCUCAAGGAAGAACAUUUAUGAUCAUUUCUUUAUAAUUUCCUUGAAGUAAUACUCAACAUGUUAUGCAUUUUGCACUGCAGACACGGUAGUUCUUUUGCCUUAGCGUCUCGGUCUGAUUGCAUUUCCAUGAAGAAAUGAUCAUAAAUGUUCUUCCUUGAGCUGCGUCACCCCGCUGCAGUCUGUAAUGGACUGGCCUCAGGUCUCGCUACAAACAAACGGCUGCUGGAAGAGAGUAGGUAAGUUGUAUUUGGUCUCUUUGCUAAAGAAAUUAGGAAAAUUUAAAAGGAUGUUUGGUGGCUAGUACUAUGGCUGGGGCACUAUAUGUACUGUUGAUGAAGUUAGGUGCUGUUCUGAGCAAUAUUCGUGGCUAUAGAGUGGCUUUUUGGUUGAGGUUGUUUAUGGCUCCUUAGACCACUGUGUAUUGCUAUUGUGCGGUCUUCGCUAAAGUUGGUAUAACUAGAGAAGCAAUCAGUCGGCAACAUUCAUCUCUCGAGGGGGUGUCUAACUUGGUGUUACGAUGUGUUUGACUCUCAAUUAAUUUUACACCGGAAUAUCCCUUUAAGUCUACAGAAAGCUGUGUGGUGACACAAGAACAUAAACCUUCCAACAUUUUCUAUGUGAAUAGAGGCUUGAAUUAGCUUGAUGAUAGUCAGUGGACUACAAGUCAACUAAUUUCCACCUAUUUAGUAGAUGAUCAGCAUUUCCCAAUCAAAUAUACAUGCAUAAAUUUACUGCUUUUCUUUGUCAUGAUUGGGUCUUUGGGUUUCAGACUGUUGGAUGGAUACAAUGAAAUAAUCAAAGGCAUUGAUUUAUGGUCAAAUUGUUAUGAUUUUGAUUUCAGCUGUUUGAUGAUUUAGAGUCUUAAUGCUGUUGCAGCCCUGUUCCAGUAUCAUAAAAUAAACAAUUGUGUAGCCUCUGGUCAAAAUGGCUGUCUGAGAAGCAGGUGUUAAUUGGAGACAAAAGUUAUUUGCUGAAAUUAUUAAACUGGUUUGACGGGUGAACUGCACUUUGUUGUAUCAGUUUCGUUUUGUUGAACUUAAAAAUAUAUCCAGUUAUUCAAUCACUGCAAACACAGAGCUUUAAUUUUGUUUGAGUUUUACUGUUAUCACUUUGGAUUAGUUUUCUUUAUACAGCUAUGCACAUUAUGUUACGCUCUGCUUACCAUCAAUCACUUGAUGCCUGCAGGCUGAGAGUGCUGCAUGAAAACAAUCACAAUAAUACCAACAAGAAAUCAAAUUAAACAGAUGUGCAAAGUAUAAUGAUUGGAGAAACUAAAUUAAAUGUCUGCGGAACGACUUGAAGUGGAAAUGACAUUGUUCUCUCUUUGAGAAGUGGCAAACAAAGUUAUUUGGAGGAAACAAAGGGUGAUGAAUCACUAUGCAAAUAUGAGUAAAUGCUCUGUCAGUAAAAGUUUAAUCGCCUUUUUACAGUUCACGUGUCUAGCAGCAGUCAGGAAUUGCAGGACUUUGAAUCAUAUAUACAGAGUGUCAUACUCAUGCCUUUGCUCUGUUUUUCUGUCCUUCUACACAGAUGAAGAGGUCCAUCAGUCACCCUGGAACAUACAGCCUCGACAGGUGAGCGUCCCCUGUGAGUCAGUGUUGUGUGUGUCUGAGCCCAUGUGCAUCAAUUUCACCUGCUAUUGUAUUUAAAAUGGGCUAUGUGAAUAGUAGUUUUCCUGCCUCAAUGACGUUUCCUGCCACUGCUUUAUUUUAGUGGCAGAGUUGCCCAAAGUGGUCAACAAAACGGAAACUAAAACAAUAUACAGCUGCCUGCAAAAAUCCAGUAGACACGAUGAUGACAGAGUAAAAUGUGUAAAACAUAAACAGUAUGAACAGUAAAUGUGAUGCAGGACUAGACGCCUACAUUACCAGUUGUAGUAUUAAUGUAGGACACCAGGGGGCAGCAUUGUAAUUAUUCAAGUCUUCCACAGCUCACUGGACUUUGAAUGAGUCUUAACAAAUGAGAUCACAGUGCUGAAAAAAUAACAAAGGAUGACUUGUCCUCCAGUCAUUGAAAACACUUGAUGUCAAAGAUGAGGGAUUAGAUUCACAGUCUUGAUCUGUUAUCAAGGUGAAUGUAAUAUUGUUCACAAAACAGCAGACAUUUCUUCAAAGGUACACCACUUUUCCAUAUCUGGUGAAUAUGCGGGUAACUUUCUCUCCAACAUAAUAUGUUGUCUCUAUCAACGACUGCUUCAUGUUAAAGGGAGUCAUUAAAGGCAGACAGGAAGCUACUUGAUAUGUGUCGACAACUCAAUUUGUUCCUCAUAACAUGAAGGUUAUUUUUGUGGUUUAAACAUGUCUGGUUCCAGUGAGUUUAUAUAGUGAAGCACUGUGCGGCGCCUGUUCUUUAAAGGACAUAAACAUUCCCUUUAAAACAAUAAACAUCACUGACUUAUUUGUUACUGUUCUUUCCUCUCUGAGAGUGAGGAGACAUGUCCACUUUAUUUUUCUUUUGACCAGUUUUUUAUGUUAGCUGAGGGAUGGUGACAAAGCCCUGAUAGUAACAUCUCUAUUGAUAUUUGCAACAAACCGUCAUCUGUAAAAAGUUUAUUUGAGGAUAAGGAUGAAAAGCUUCUUUUAUUUUACCCUUGAGAGUUCAGCAUUGCAAAUACCUCCAAACUUGAUUAGAUACGCUCUCUAUCAGAAUCAGAAUUACUAUUACUUUAAUGUUCUCAAAAAGGGAAAUUAUGGUGUUACAGCAGAUCUUUUUCUAGUGAGCCAAAACAGUAUAGGAAUUUGAGAAAAGAUACAUAUCAAGAAAUUACUUUAAUAAGAAUUUUAGCAGUAUAUACAUCACACACUUUCCCUUAACUGUAUUUCCAUUCAAUACAGAAUUUAACAAUUAUUAGGCUUAUAAUACUAUAAUAUAAGGAGGAUUGCCAACUUCUUACUUUAAACAUUUGACUAUCUUAUCCAAACCUAAAUCAAACAUUAUCAAAUGCAAUAGUCUGUACAUUUGAGAAUGCAUACAGUGUCUUUAAAAGCAGGAAGAUGUAAUAGAGAAAUAAAUCAAACAAAUGACUGAGGUCAGUCAGUACACCUUUGAUCAAAUACUGUAAAUGUGCUUCAAAACUCAUAAAGUGCUCUUGUUUGUGAUCUUUUUGCCCUCCACAGGUCAGGUGUACCAAAGGAGUACUUGAGUGGAGGUCAGAGGUCAACCCAACGCAGGAACCGGACAUGCUCCGACAGCUCGGUUUAUGAUUCUGAACGUAAGACACACAAAUGUUAAAACAGUGAAGACAAUAAGAAUACUUUACAGGUGUACAAAAGUGCAUGUUUCAUACAUAUGCUGUGUAUAACCAGGAGGGCACAGUCUACAUAAUUGCCCUCAUUUAUCAAGCUUUAUCAAAUUUUGACAUGAGGAUCGGCAUUUAUCAAUCUACACGUGAGCGUAAGCUACGACCAAAUCUCACGACAGGUCUGACAUCGUGUACGCAAGUUUGAGUCAGUGUGGAUCUGCAAUGCAGCAAAUGUCUGUCUCAAAAUCAUUGAUAAACAAACCUCAAACCUGUCACUAAGCACAAUCAGCCAAAUUUCAUUGAAGAUUAAGACAUAAAUAAAAUAAAAUAAAAUAAAAUAAAUUUGAAAUAAAAAAAAUAAAAAAAGUCCUUGGUGAAUAGGCCUAUUUAAUAACUCUGCCCAGAAACACUACCACAGAGCAGGAGCGCCGUUUCAACAUUACGCACACGCUCCACUGUGGAGCGCUGUGUUUGACUCCUAAAAGGCAGGUGUCUUUGUCUUGGUUCAGCAGUGGGGACGUUGUUGAACACUCCUGAAAGGGUGUGGGACAUCAUUUGAGCCAGUACAGUUUUGCACAAUGUUACACUGGUGAAUAGAGUGCCGUUAGCUGUGCUGGUGCAAUAUGAGGACCCGAUGCCCGGAGAACAAUAACAAGGAAAGACUCCACAAUGGUGCUGUACAGAGGAGACAGGACCUUAUCUAUGGAUUCUGAUGUAAAGAAUAAGUUUAGAAAGUGCUCUUGCUAUUUAAUCAGUGAUAAAAAUCCAAUAGAAAUCCAUAAAAAUGUGCCUCAGGGGCAGCAACACAUCGUUUCACAUCUUUGUAAUAUUUCUCCUCUUUCAUGUUUGACCUCAGUGGGCAAGGCUUCUGAACCACGAAUAUUUAAGGGCGUAAACAUGUUAAUGACGAUCGAUUUCAGCCGCCGCAUUUAUCAAGAUCCGAUCAUACGUACGCUGGGAUUGGUCCUAUCGUAUUAUGAAUCCCGCGCUCAGAUCUGCGCAAGAUUGAUAAAUGAGGGCCAAUAUGUAGUUUUACUCUCAAUACUCUGAAUACAUGGAUUAAUUUAUUCAUUUUUCAUUGAGAAUGCCUCACUCCUGCAGGAGCAACGCACUGAAGACCCCGUUUCCCAGUUUCAAGACACUCUGGAGACAGAAAGAAAAAACAAGUCUUGUGACUGGGUGAAAGAAUGAAGUUUGUCGCUCCCACCAUAAAAUUAAUUAAAUAAAAGGGAGGCAAGUUAAGAAUUGAUUUAUAAAUGGGGACAUGCCAGUUAUUUAGUCUAAGAGGAGACGAUGCAGGCCAGCCAAUUUGAGCAUACAAAGAGCAAAGAUGAGUUAGAGACUUAUGAUUUGUAAUAAAUCGCAGAGCUCCGUGGUAAACAGUGUCCAGAGAGUGAAGGCUUUUUCACGAUGCAUGCAUUUAUAAAACCUCACCAUAAUCAAUAAGAAGCAUAAAAGUAGCAGCAACAAGUCUUUUCUUUGCAGCAAAAUAAACAUAUGAUUUGUUUGUGUGUGGCUGUAUGAGAAGUUCAAAUGACAGAAUCACUGAUCAAGAUGCCGAGGUAUGAAAUAAAAAGAUACAGAGUGACUAACAUCACCCUGAGGUGUAGGGGUAUGUAGCAGGUUCAACACCAUGAGUGUUGUUCUAUCAUGAUUCAAGAUCAGUUUCCUCUCUUGAAGGGUCUCCUGUACAGGAUCAAAAGCACAUUGUGAUGGAGAACCUGAUACUGUUUUAAGUGGAGCACGAAGUAACAGUAUCAUUCUCACACAACACUUAUGUUAUGACCAUAGACUGUAUAUAGAAUGGAUGUUAUCUGCCUCCUUGCUGGGUGAAGCCACCCCAAGAACAGCACCCUCUGGUGACGGGCUGCAGUAUAGGUCAUAACUCCCGCCUCUUCCAGCAAUCCCUAUGGCGCUGUGGACAAACUUUAGAAAUUAAUUACACAGAAUAUACAUUUUUCUCCCCCCUUGUUGCGAUGUUGACAUGUAGUUACAGUAAGACUGGUUUGUGCUCAAGUUCUCUUUUUUCUUUGCAGCUCCAUUUUUAAAAGUUAUGAGGGGGUUCAUGUUUUCCAUGAUUGACACUUGAUACAACCUAUGGGCGUAAGAAGAUUGCGUAGCUCACCUGGGUGGAUACGCUGUUUGAGCCGAGCGUCAUCACAGUGACUCUCCCUCUGAAUGCGUACAACGCUACUGCGCAAUAUUGGUUUUAGGAAGUUGGAAAAAACCCAGAAUUACUGAGAGCUUUUUGGCUUCAAAUCUGUAUACUUGUGGAAGGCGGAACCAAGUUGUCCAUAGUAUAUACAGUCUAUGGUAUUGACCAAUACUAGCAGUAUAAUUGUAAAUAACACUGGUCUCAAGACAGAGCCCUGGGGUGUCCCAGUUAUCAUUUCAAAAGAUCUUGAGACGUUCAGCCUGCAUACACUGUUAAAAGUUUGAUCAUGUUGAUCAAUGAGUUUAGUUAAACUACUGAUAAACAUGAUCCUUUCCAAAAAUCAACAUUUAAGGUUGUGACAAUGUACAUGAACUUCAGGGCUGUCUAGACUAUUGUAUAAUUGCGGUGUGGUCUGGGCUAAAGUGGGGGUUCUGGUAUACUACUGGAGUAUUUUAGCAAUCAGCAUUGGGUAAAGGAUCUUAAUACUUCUGUCGUUGAUUGUAACUCUGGAUUGGCACAUCCCCGCUUCCACACCUUCACUAAAUCUUCCUACUUCUAUGAUGUGUUCUAAAUCACAACUGACCAGCCAAAUGUCAUUGGUGUGACUGCUUUUUUUAUGUGUGCCUCAGGUGUACUGCCAGGACUCAACGGGGACUCGUCUUCGAUUCCUGAAGAGAGAGGAGGGAGCAGUGUGAGCCCAAAGACCACACCCACUGACACAGACACGGACCUGUCUAUCUGA